AUGGAUGUCUUGGAGCGUAAGGACGAAAGUGUUGAGAAAGCAGGAACCUGGCCCGAUUUAUCAACAGUUGAUCUAUUCCCAAGCCACUAUGACAUAGUGUACAUUCCUGGCCUUGGCGGUAUUCAAGGUAAACAAUGGUGGUGUCGGGGUGAUCAGCGGAAUGAGAUCUCAAUCUCGUUGGAAUGUCCCAUCCAGGUUGUGCCAGGACGUGAUAAGUACUGCAUCCAUAUCAAGAAUUAA
Molecule: messenger RNA, 240 nt
Organism: Penicillium soppii
Lineage: Eukaryota; Fungi; Ascomycota; Eurotiomycetes; Eurotiales; Aspergillaceae
Exons: 1
Coding region: 1-240 (79 amino acids)
Source: RefSeq, a predicted model, not a curated record